Magallana angulata is the source of this 4825-nucleotide messenger RNA. RefSeq lists its product as uncharacterized. Bases 12 to 2228 code for a protein of 738 amino acids. The record is from RefSeq and is a predicted model, not a curated record. The transcript is spliced from 3 exons. Lineage: Eukaryota; Metazoa; Mollusca; Bivalvia; Ostreida; Ostreidae.
UGUUUGAUCUAAUGCAAACACCUGAGUUACAGAACUCUUUUUUCGUCGGGGAUCCUGGGUUUCAAUGCCAUCACAUUUCGGUUCUUACUUCAGACCGAUUCUGGGUAAAUAAUGACACAAUGCUUUUUUUGACAAGCUCUGAAGGUGACAUUCUUUUUGACGUGGAAGACUUUCAUGGUGGUUUACAAAGCUCUGCAUUUACUGGGGGUGUGCACACAGUAAACAGUAAGCAGGAAUUAUUUUAUUUAAAUCGACGCUUCAAUAUUAAAAAACUUUCAAAUGAUAUGAAAACAAAAACGACAUUUGUAAAAAGAACAAACUUUUUACAGACACCAAGAUGUAUGUAUUCGUCCCGUCGCACUGGCGAUCUACUGGUUGGUACCAUAACGGGUAUUGUUAACCGGUACAACCAAUCAGGAGAACUGAUACAGUCGAUUAAAGACAAUGCACAGGGACAGAAUCUGUAUAAAAAACCAAUUUAUCUCACUGAAAACAACAACGGGGAUAUUGUAGUGUCUGAUUUGCUAAAUGGUGUGGUGGUGACAGAUUACCAUGGACGGCAUCGUUUCUCCUUCAGCAUGCAUCCAAAUGGAAGAGUUGUAAGGCCUUUUGGAAUUUGCACCGAUGAGUUGUCACACAUUAUCGUGUAUGAUAACAAUAACCUUACAUUAUUAGUUAUCGAUAAAAACGGGAAUUUCAUACGUGAUUUGUAUAUUGAAGCAAUUGAGCCACAAUGGUUUUCACAUGAAUUUGGAAUGUAUCGAAGGGAUGUUACUCCAUUAUGCCUCAGUUACGAUGUCACUACUCAUCGUCUUUGGGUCGGAACAUGCAAUGCUAACAAGCUGUACAUUUACCAGCAUAUUACUGGACAGAACGCAUUCAAUGAAAUCGAUGAAUGGGAAGAUUCAGAAAUUCUAAAACAGAAAAAGGCAUUAAAAGCCCGAAGGAUUUUUAAAGACGAGGAGAUUUUGAAAAAACACCUGUCUAUCAGCGGAUACAUACAUGGUACUAAAAACGGACUUGAAGUAGUUAAAGUUUUUCUACGAUACGAUGACAAAAUUGCAAAAUUGGAGAUAAAGGACAAUAUCUUGGAGGGACUUAAAGAGGAAUUUAUCAUCAUUCCUAAACGAAUAAAAGAAUUAAAAAAAAAGCUGACUUCAAUUACAAAAAAAGAAAAUUCUACUCCUGGAGUUGAUGUUGUAGAAAUGAAUCGUGUACGUAGAAUAAUAAGUAACCGAGCAUCAUAUCUAUAUAAAAAACAUUCAGACGUAUUUGGACUUCGGAUAAGUAAUGUAAGAUGCGUUGACGGCAAGUUUAAGCAAGAGCCAUGCAUUGUUAUAUAUUGUUUAGACAAAUCGUUCAUACCAUCCGGCGAAAACAAAUUACCAGAAACACUAGAAGGAUAUCCUUGUGAUAUACGAGAAAACAUUAUCAUGUUUGGAGGAGGAGCAAGUAUAGGAUCUAGCAUCGGGAUUCCAUACAAUGGAUCAUGGGGUUCUGUCGGAUUUCUGGUUAAAUCAAAUGUUCCAUCCUUGAUACCUGUUUCUGGUUUUCUCACAGCAGCUCACGUAGCAAUCAAAGAAUUAGACAAACUACACGACGAAAAAGCAUUACUUUCAGAAUGCAAGCAAAGAAAACGCUGUGAAUUUGCCAAACAAACUCAUUUUAUUGUGCAGCCAGCAUGGCCACAUAGCGACGGUGGUAAACCUGUUGGAGAAGUUGUAGAAUCGUUCUGUGGAAACUAUAAACCAUAUGGAGAAGGAAAAUAUAACCCUUCUUUUGGAAUGGACGCAGCUUUUAUAAAGACAUACCCUCCAAUGCCAGAAGUUAAGGAAGAAAGCAUCAUGGAAGUCAUGGAUGGAAACAGUUUAAUUUAUGGCAGAUCCACAAAAGUAUUAAAAAGGGGGCAAGUGACUGGAGAAACCCAUGGGAUUUUAAUAAGUAACACCGCCUCAAUUGCUAUAAGAAGUGAAUCAAACAAUGAAUAUGUAUAUCAGUUCGAUAACUGCUACGAAAUAAGAAGUGAACAAAGCGAACCGUUUUUUAAAAAAGGAGAUUCUGGUUCUGCUGUUUUUGUGCAUGAAGGCAACGAACUAAAACCCCUUGGAAUUGCAUUUGCCUAUAGUGCUGAUGAAACAACAUGUGCAUGCAGGAUAGACCAGAUUGUUCAGGCUUUCAAUCUGUCUAUUUAUCAGGAGGAAGAAGAUAUGGACACACAGGAUGAUUGAUAACGUUACUAUUGACCUUUUGUUUUCUUUAUGUUUAGGUACAGUGGUAACAACGUUAUUGUUGACAAGCCAAUCGUGUUAAAUAGUUCGUGUAACGUGGGUGGUCGUUCGUGUUACGUGCGGGAUCGUGCGUGUAUCAGGAAAAUUGGUUUGCGUUUUUUAUCGUGCGUGAUCGUGCGGUUUUUUCGUUUUGUAACUUUUUUUAAGGAAUGCAAGAAUUUAUUCUUAAAACAAAAACAAGUAGUUUUUGUAAAACAAUGUGAAUUUAAAAACUUUUUUUUAUAUAAGAAUAUUGACAGUUGUUAACAUUCAUUCUCUCUUUCGUCGUUAAAUACAUUUUUUUAUUUCCAUAGCUCAUUCAAUCCUUUGUUCGGUCGAGUUAGUUUAGCUUAAUUUUAAAAUCAGCCUAUAUCAAGCAUCCAUUGUAUCUUGACACAUAAUUUCCAUCAUAAUAGCAAGAGCGACACGUUGAAUGAAAGUGGCUAAGCUUACCCAUUCCUUGUUUAAACUAAACGAUUGUUCCCAACGUUUUUCUUUCAAAUGAGAAUACGAUACGCAUUAUUAUCUGGUUGAUUGUAUAAACAUUUUUUUGAAAAAAAAAAAUAGACGCUUUAAAAUUAAGAAUAAAUAGAAAUAAAUCAGUUAUGUACUGUAAAUUAUGAAAAUAUUGGAUGUGAAAAAUCGAAAUUCAAUGGAACAAGGUAACAAAGUUACCUGUAUCCCUGCAUAAUUAAAUCGUACGUAAGAGAAUUAAAUUACAUAAACAGUCAACUAGUAUGUAAAUAAUUUAGUGUAGUUUAUGCAUUAUUCAUUUCUAUUACACGUAAUUUUCUUUAACUUAUGAUAGAAGUUAAUAUUCGUUAUGGAGACAACAAAAUAAUUUGUGUGUGAAUCCUUUAUAUUUGUGUAUGGAUGUGUAAAAGUGUUAACUAGUAAAAAAUUUAACAGUGCAUGACUAAAGAACAUGCCGCUUUUCAAUAAAACACAAACAUAAAGCAAUACAAAUUAAAGUAAAACGUUUCCUUAAUUCUAAUCUUAGAAAUUAAUUUUGAUUUUGCGUGUUUAAUGGUGUAGAAUCGUUCGGUUGCGUGUUUUAUCGUUUUGGUUCAGGUAUCGUGAAAAUUCAGUAAGUAAGUGAUCGUCCGUGUACCGUGCGUGAUCGUCCGUGUAUAGUGCGUGAUCGUUCGUGUAUCAGAAUCGUGCGUGUCGUUUGUCAACAAUUCCGUCGUUUCGAUUGACGAGUUAUCGCUCUUGAAUGCAGGUAUAAACACUUCCGGUAGAAUUGAAAGUAAGCAUAAAGUCAAAUCCCCGCUAUAAUUUGAACCAAACAUUAUGCAUUUAGAAAGUAAAACAACGAUAAAAGAUAUUCUUAAUUACAAGAAAACCGAUAUUCAGUCGUAUUUAAAGAGUAAAGGUAAAAAAAAUAAGCGGCACGAAGCUUGAACUGGCGAGAAGAGCGUACGAAAUAAACAAGGAUGACGAUGUAAAUAUUAAGUCUGUUGUCAAUUCUGAGCCCAAUCUAGUCGAUGAAAAAAUAGUUUCAAUAGACUCUUUAAAAACCGGCUGGACUUCUGAAUAUCUCACAAUGAUGUUGAAAAUUACCUAUUACACAGCAGUCACAGGACGGAAGACAAGGAAAAGAUGGAGUGUUAUCGUCAAUUUAUCAGAGGUUUUAACUUUUUUAAGGAAGGAUACGUACAAAAAAUAAUGAUUAACUGGGAGCAGUUGAUAACCUAUUACCACCCUAAGAACAGCUGCCUACGUCAAUAUUACCUGAGAAACCGUGCCUUAUUGCAAAUUCCGCCAUAAAAACAGCUUAGCUACGGUGUUUGUCAACAGGACGAUUGUCAACCAACACGCCUUUGAAGGGGCGAGUAAAUUGAUGUGGAAAGUUUAGGGGUAAGCCAUGACCAGGAACUGGGAAGGUGCAUACAUGCAGCAACUGGGACUAUGGCAUAGAAUCGUGAUUAUUAGAGGAUACUUCAUCCGAACACCAAUGACCGGUAUAUCAACCUUCGAUACACGUGAAUGAACAGAAAUAAUCAUAUUCUAAGUUAAACAUGUUAAAUAACUGGACAAUGUAGAUAAGUAGAAACUUGCGUCGAACAUGUAAGUCAUUGAAGCCAUUAAUUAAGGUUCAAUAGCAUGUACAUGUAAUGCUGACACGACAUUGUUUAGCUAACUGUCAGCUAGCAAAGUAUUGAAUGUAAAUUAUUGGAUUAAACGUUUACAUUCCAAUUGUUAUUCGGUGUAUUCAAGCUCAAAGAUAUUAAGACCCUUUAAAUUGUAUUCAUUAAGUGUCGAUUAUUAACGGGUGUUGCUAAAACGCGGAACGGAACGGAAAUGGAAAAUAUCAUAUCACGUUUAUCGCUUUAAAAGGGUAUAGACUGGCCAGAAACGAUGUACUUUGUAUCAUUUAUUCAUAUUUGAUGGAUGAUAAUCAACGUGUGGAUGUCUUAUUGAUAUUCUUAUAAAUGUCUAUCAAAUUCAAUUGGCUUUAGUUAAGUACGAAACGGAAAAAAUCAAAUGUAUUCAAAUUAUGAAAUAUUAACAUGAUUAAAUGAAUAAAUAAGCUUUUACUUCUUACUUAUUUUCUG